This is a messenger RNA of Formica exsecta, 1257 nucleotides long. RefSeq names its product protein BUD31 homolog (gene l(1)10Bb). Lineage: Eukaryota; Metazoa; Arthropoda; Insecta; Hymenoptera; Formicidae. The record is from RefSeq and is a predicted model, not a curated record. Bases 134 to 568 code for a protein of 144 amino acids. Gene Ontology annotation, cellular component: nucleus; spliceosomal complex. Gene Ontology annotation, biological process: mRNA splicing, via spliceosome. The transcript has 3 exons.
AGAGUCAUAUACAUUACACAUCAUCGUGAAUACACAAGAAUUUGAAGUAUCCAAGAUGGUGAUCACUUUAUAAAAUAUUUGAAAGCAUAAUAUAUUUUUACUAAAAGAGAAAUAUUAUAAAGUAGAACAAAGCAUGCCGAAAGUACGACGAAGCAAAAAACCGCCUCCGGAUGGCUGGGAGCUGAUCGAACCAACUCUGGAAGAAUUGGAGCAAAAGAUGCGCGAAGCCGAAACGGAGCCUCACGAAGGCAAAAGAAAACAAGAAUCUUUAUGGCCGAUAUUUAAAAUCCACCAUCAGAAGUCUCGUUAUAUAUACGAUUUAUUUUAUAGAAGAAAAGCAAUAAGUCGCGAAUUGUACGAUUAUUGUUUAAAUGAAAAUAUCGCCGAUAAAAACUUAAUUGCCAAGUGGAAAAAGGUCGGAUAUGAAAAUUUAUGUUGCUUACGAUGCAUUCAAACAAGAGACACGAAUUUUGGCACAAACUGCAUUUGCAGAGUGCCAAAGGGUAAACUGGAAGAAGGCCGAAUAGUAGAAUGUAUACAUUGCGGUUGCAGAGGAUGUUCAGGUUGAAUGUUUCCUGUGCGUAAGGCACUUUCCGUUUAUUUACAGAAUUACAUUGCGUCUUGUGUAAUAAAAAUAACUCUUGUAUCUCAUUUAACCAUUAAACUCCAUUUUUUGUACUCGGUAAAACGGGCGGCAAAGAACAGCGGCGUUUGCACACGCCAAUCAUAUGUGACACAUUUAUUUUCAGAUUCGAUAUUCACUCGCAAUAUGUGAGCAUUUUUUCGAAAAGCUGAGAUCAUAAUGUUCGUACCAAAACACAUUCUUGGCAGGCGCAUCAAUUUCUCGUUACCAUCCAUGAAGAUCUUUCCACAAGAUGUGAUCAUCAAUGAUGCUGUUCUUUUUAAAGUGUCGUGACUGUCUCGUGGAUUGUAAACCAAUGCGAUACCUUCGUCAUUAUCUCCUUCGGGCGAAACUUCUAAGAACUGUAUAAUAGAUAUUAUAGGUAAAUUACACAACAAAACCGAAAAAUAUAAAUAAUAAAAAUCUGUUGCAUGCAAUCACCUUGAACUCGAUUAUGUGAUUCGCAUCAAACUGAGGACCAUGUGAGAACAAUGUGCUUAUAGUGUCUGUGAGUUUUGCAGCCGUUUUACCAUUAUUAGUGAUCAUAUAAUGUUUAUUAUCAAGUUCCCAGCCUGCAAUUGUAAAUGAUUUUUACAUUAUUAUAUUAAUAAAACACGAAACAAUUCUCGAAGUUA